CUAAAAAAGUGUAUAAGGCAUAGUUUCUACAGAGAGGGUAAACUGGGGAUCGUUAGAAGAGGCCUUCGUUCUGUAGUAGACAUUAAAUUAGCCGGCUUCUGCUACUCGUGAUCAUGGUAAUGAUGAUGAUGUUUUCAUAUCGCAGGAAUGGAAUCGCCUUGAUUUCUUGAAAGAAGCUGCCAGGCACUACAUAGAAGCUAUACCUGAUGGCCUGAGGAGACUGGCUAUUGUAACAUUCUCCACAAAUGCCACAGUUGCCCACAAUAUGGUCACCGUCAAUUCGACCACUCGGCAAGGGUUUAUCAACAAAGUGAAUGCUCUAAAACCUGACAAUCAGACGUGUAUUGGGUGCGGACUUGAACUGGCACUGGAGUUGCUCGAUGCACCGUUUGAUCCCCCACAUGGCUCCAUCAUUCUCCUGAUAACCGACGGCCGAGAGAACCAGAAGCCUUAUGUGGCGAGCGUCAUGGAAAACCUUGUGAAGUCCGUCAUCGAAGUGAGCUCAUUUGCGAUUGGAAGAGAAGCUGACGAAAAACUUGAAGUGUUGGCAGCUGCAACGAAGGGUCAAUCGUUCUGUUUCCCAGACGGCCAACCAUUCAACGGCGUAAAGAUGGGCGUGGCGUUUGUGACAGCCAGUGCGUCCGAAAUGGAACCCCAAUGGCCCGUCACGGUUUUGCAAAUUGAAAGCAACUUCAGCAUGGGGAUGCAGCAGAAUUUCACCAUUGAUGCCGGUUUGGGAAAGAACACAAUCAUCUCCAUUAGACUUGAAGGUUCAACCAAACGAUCACUGAAGGUAGAGCUUACGGACCCUAGUGGACAGAAAUGCGCUGUUUGUAAGGGUGUUCUCUACGGUGACACAACGAGGAUAGCCCUACCGGAGCCCGUAAAGACGGGUACUUGGAUGCUUCAGCUAAAGAGAAACAGUACCGAUGAUGUCCAGGCCAGCGUGAGGGUGUUCUCACAACUUUCUGACAACACUACGGAAACCAUCAUAACCAGGGCCCGAAUGAUAAAGGUGUUGUUUAGACAACCCUACCGGUCUGUCGUCAUUGUCGACGUCACUAAAGGGAAGAAGAUCGUCUUGAAUGCAAGUGUUACUGCCGAGAUAACUGACUGGCUUGGAGAAACCACUACCCUAAGACCUCGUGACAAUGGCCAAGACCCAGAUGUGUACGCAGAUGACGGGAAGUACUCUAUUUACUACACUAAGUUUACUGGAAGUGGAAGGUACAUCUUGAAGGUAUACGUGAGCGGUCACAACGUUAACGCGUCCUGCAGGACGGCAUGCUCUGCAAGCUCCAAUAAGCCCCUCAUUACGAAGCAGAAUACCAUCGGUGAGUACGAUCAUUCAGACGUUUUCAUGAAACACUCGUACUGA
This is a messenger RNA of Dermacentor andersoni, 1378 nucleotides long. RefSeq names its product calcium-activated chloride channel regulator 4-like. The record is from RefSeq and is a predicted model, not a curated record. Lineage: Eukaryota; Metazoa; Arthropoda; Arachnida; Ixodida; Ixodidae.